Vicia villosa (hairy vetch) is the source of this 1414-nucleotide messenger RNA. RefSeq names its product phosphatidylinositol/phosphatidylcholine transfer protein SFH9. Bases 166 to 1146 code for a protein of 326 amino acids. The transcript has 11 exons. The record is from RefSeq and is a predicted model, not a curated record. NCBI's taxonomy places the organism in Eukaryota, Viridiplantae, Streptophyta, Magnoliopsida, Fabales, Fabaceae.
UCCCUUUUUUCCAUCUACUUUGGUGUGCUGUGCUGUCAUGUGUCUUUCACACAGUGAAACAAACACAUACACUCACUAAACCAACCUUAAGCUACAACAAAUCCAACCAACAUCAUCAAAAUAAUCUAAUCCAAGCUUCCUGCUUUUCUUAAUUUUCUCAUCAAAAUGGGGAUUGUUUCUCAGGAUGCCCUUAACCAACUCCAGGCUCUUGUAGAUCAAGUUGAGGAGCCACUUCAGAAAACGUUUCAGAAUGUUCAUCAAGGAUAUGUAAUCGAAACAUUGAUUCGGUUUCUAAAAGCUAGGGAAUGGAAUGCUUCAAAGGCUCAUAAAAUGUUGAUUGAGAGUUUGAACUGGAGAGUGUCGAAUGAGAUUGAUAAAAUAUUAACGAAACCAAUAAUCCCUCCAGAUUUGUACAGAGGUGUGCGCGAUUCUCAGCUCAUAGGAUUGUCAGGGUACUCAAGAGAGGGUCUUCCUGUCUUCGCAAUCGGUGUUGGACUUAGCACAUUCGACAAAGCAUCCGUCCAUUAUUAUGUUCAGUCUCACAUUCAAAUUAAUGAAUACCGUGAUCGUGUAGUCUUGCCUUCUGCGUCGAAGAAGCAUGAGCGCCCUAUUACUACAUGUGUAAAGGUUUUAGAUAUGACCGGACUGAAGCUAUCGGCUCUGAAUCAGAUUAAGCUGUUAACAAUAAUUUCAUCCAUUGAUGAUCUGAACUAUCCAGAGAAAACAAAUACGUAUUACAUCGUAAACGCUCCGUACAUAUUUUCAGGUUGUUGGAAGGUUGUGAAGCCUCUUUUACAAGAGAGGACUAGAAAAAAAGUGCAAGUCUUACAAGGUUGCGGGCGAGAUGAGCUGUUGAAGAUCAUGGAUUACGCGUCUCUACCGCAUUUCUGUAGAAAAGAAGGCUCGGGAUCGUCGAAACAUUCAGGAAGUGGGAGUGAAAAUUGUUAUUCGUUGGAUCACCCCUUCCAUCAAGAACUCUACAACUACAUCAAGGAACAAUCAAGAAUGGAAGCUAGGGGACCGAUCAAGCAGGGAUCUUUUCAUGUAGAAUUUCCUGAACCUGUGGCCGAGGAAGAAGCGAAUAUUGCCAAGACUAUAGAGUCAGAGUUACACAAGUUUGAGAACAACCAUGAGAAUGCUGAUUGAUGAUGAUGGUUAACAAUUUAUGAGUUAAAUAUCAACCGACGGUGUCGUUUCAAAUUCGGUUUUUUGUUGUUGUCAGUCCUAUACAUGUUGUUAAUCAUUUGAACCAAACCAGUGUAGUAGUACAGAAGGUUCCUAAUCAUUUAUCAGGAUUAUGUAAUAGUAGUAGUUAGCUUCAUAUUGUUAGGGGAUAGUUGAAAUAAAACUUACAAGAACUUUGCAAUGUGUCAUAAUGCUAGGUAUAAAUUAAUGUAAAAUAUGUUAUUUACUA